Messenger RNA from Saccharomyces eubayanus, 3969 nucleotides. RefSeq names its product GTP-Rho binding exocyst subunit SEC3 (gene SEC3). Gene Ontology annotation, molecular function: phosphatidylinositol-4,5-bisphosphate binding. The transcript has a single exon. The coding region runs from base 1 to 3969 and encodes 1322 amino acids. Gene Ontology annotation, cellular component: exocyst; plasma membrane. Gene Ontology annotation, biological process: exocytosis; Golgi to plasma membrane transport. NCBI's taxonomy places the organism in Eukaryota, Fungi, Ascomycota, Saccharomycetes, Saccharomycetales, Saccharomycetaceae. The record is from RefSeq and is a predicted model, not a curated record.
AUGAGAACUGGGAAGUCCCCUUUUAAGAGAAAAUCCCACAGUCGUGAGGCAUCACACGAUGAAAAUUCAUCGUUUUUCCACAAGAGAACAAUAUCCGGUAGUAGUGCACACCAUUCCAGAAAUGUCAGUCAAGGUGGAGUGCCCUCCUCUGCACCACCAAUUUCUGGUGGCAACUAUUCACACAAGAGAAAUGUGUCAAGAGCUUCCAAUUCCUCUCAAAAUUCAAAUUUUCUAGCCGAGCAGUAUGAAAGGGAUAGGAAAGCCAUCAUUAGUUUCUGCUUUUCCAGACCUGACCACAAGACCGGCGAGCCACCAAGCAAUUAUAUCACACAUGUACGAAUUAUCGAAGAUUCAAAAUUCCCAAGUUCAAAGCCUCCUCCAGAUUCAAGAUUAGAAAACAAAAAGAAAAGGAUUCUCAUUUUGAGUGCAAAACCCAAUAACAGCAAGCUUAUUCAAAUUCACAAGGCACGAGAAAAUUCAGAUGGCUCUUUCCAAAUUGGUAGAACUUGGAAAUUGAACGAACUACUUAGAGUGGAAAGAGACCUAGAUAUACCAGAAGGUUUCCUUCUCACCAUGGGUAAACAGUAUUAUUGGGAAACGAAUUCUGCGAAAGAAAGGACCGUUUUCAUCAAAUCUUUGAUUACUUUAUAUAUUCAAACUUUUGAAGGUCAUGUCCCUGAAUUGAUCAAUUGGGAUUUGUCUCUUUUUUAUCUUGAUGAAAAGAGUUACCAGAGAGCUGUCAUUACCAAUCGUCCCGGUUCCAUAUCUCCAAUUAAAUCACCAACCAGCAAUUUUGCAGCUAACACCGCACAAUCAAUGGGCUCUAUCCCUUCUUCUUCAUCUUUUGAUAGGGCCAGAAGAUCUGAGACAGAGAACGAUGUUUCAGCAAAUACGCCCACAGGUGUCGCAUAUCAUACUGAAAUAAAGUCUUUAAGUAAGGCCCCUUACUCUUCAAAUUCUACUCUUAAUGAGGUAAAUAGAAGAUACGAGCUCGAACAACAACAGCAACAGCAAGAGGCUGAACAGAGACGAUUAGAAGAACAAAGAAAAUUACAAUUACAGAAAGAAAAUGAAAUGCAAAGACUGGAAGAGGAAAAAAGAAUAAGGCAGGAAGAACAGAAAAGACAAAUGGAACUGGAGAGUAAAAGACAACAAGAAUUAGAGCUUCAACGGCAAUCCGAAGAAGAACAACGUUUGAAAAAGGAAAGAGAGUUAUUGGAGUUACAAAAAAGACAAAGGGAACAAGACAUUUUAGAGAGACAAAAAAAAGAAGAACAGGAGAGGCUUGCUAGGGAGGAGGAAGAAGAAAAAAUUAAGAAAACCCAAUUAGACAACGAAGGCUAUGCUCAAGAAAUCAAUGGCAAAGUUGAUAAUCUUCUAGAGGACUUGAAUGCAGUUUUAGGGGAAGAGACAGGGACCGCUACGGUUACGCAAAGCAAUACUUACAUACCUGAAAGGAGUUUAGCCAGAACUCAAGAUCAAUUAAAAAAACCCCUAAAUGUUGCCAAGGUGGAGACACUUGAUGGAAGCCAUUUAAACGAAUCAAUUGACUUAGACGAUGAGAUCAUCGGUUUGAAUACUUCCAACAUAUCCGAGGAGUAUCAGGAUGAGAAAAACGAUCUUUCAUUUGAGAAGGGCGAUGAAGUUAGGUACAGUCAAAACUUUGAAGAUGGCACUCCUCACGUGUAUCACGAAGUAUCUAUAAUUCAAGAAGAAGCACCACCAGCAGUACAAAAAAUAACUCAUACAGAAGAGCAUGAAGAAUCGGAGGCCUUAGCUCCCUCCAAAGAGGGGGUUGAAAAAAUAGAUAAUAUUGACGAUGAAGUCCUGCUAGAGAUACUUACAGAUAUAAAUUGGACAGUUGAAGAUGAUGCGGAUAGUAUGAUCGAAAGGAUUGACAUGAGGUUAGCUGAGACAGAAUAUUCAUUCAACCAGAAUCUAUUAUCCCUGCAAAAAAUCGGUCCCAAUCUACUUCCUUAUGAGGACAAGGUCAGUGAAGAAUGUCACCGAAUAAUUCCAACAUUUUCCCUGUUUUUAAUGGAAAUGAGUAAUUUCUCUAGUGAUAUUGAAUACGUGGAGAGCCAAGAUAACGGAUUACAAGUUGAAAGUGCCAACAAGAAACUUUUGUGGAAUACCCUGGAUGAACUCUUGAAAACCGUUUCACUUGAUGAAGUCUCUUUGAAUCAAUUAUUAGAAUGCCCAAUAAGGGAGAAGAACUUGCCAUGGAUGGAAAAUCAAUUGAAUUUGUUAUUAAAAGCGUUUCAGGCUAUCGGUAGUGAUGAGAACGAAGUAGAAUAUAAUCUAAGGGAGAUUUCCGGUUUAAAACAGAGACUCCAGUUCUAUGAAAAAGUCACCAAAAUAUUCCUUGAUAGAAUUGUGGAUGAAAUGCAAAGCAAGUUUUCCAAUAUACAUKGUCAAGAUAUCUCACACGAUCAAAUGAUUAGAAUUCUAACGACUUUACUAAUAUUUUCUCCACUAAUUCUUUUUUGUAAAGAGAUCUCGCAAAAAUCAUACCAGGUCAUUAUAGAAAACUGGAACAUAAGUAUCCAACCAAUGUAUAUGAAGCUAUGGACCAGAAAAAUAUCACAGUUGGAAAAAGUUGAUGCUAGCGAUGAUAAAGAGAAUAAGUUAGGUUUAAGUCAGCUAUUACAGGAAUGGAACACGUUUAGGAAAGAAAGAAAAAUUAACGACGUCAGCCCAGUUUUCAGCACCAAAUUCUCUCAUUUAACUGAAUGCGUAGAGACUAUGAGACAAGAGUGUAUUGUUUAUCAAAAUUUCGUAGAAAUAUUCUUUCAUAUCUCUUCGAAACAUAACUUUGAAGAAUUUGUCAAGCAGUUUAAUAACCCAGACGCUCCUCCAUUACUAUUGAAUACCAUGAAGGAAAUGCAGUCAGAUAGAGAAGCAGCUGUUAUCGAAACUCAGUUGGUCUCAAGGAUAUUUCAACCGAUCGUCACUAGGCUAUCGUCGUUUUUUGUGGAAACAGUUAAAGAUGAACCUACACUAGCCCCCGCCUUAACUCUUUACUUGGAAAAUGAAAUCAAGAGUCUAGAAUCAUCGAAUCAUGAAUUCUUACUAUCUGCAGUGACAAGGGUGUAUACCCAAAUAAAACAAGUAUGGUUAGACAAUGUAGAAGAACAGGUUCUAUAUUUUGAAAGAAUUUCGAAUGCGACGACCAAUGGAGAAAUUCUUCCAGCUAUAGUCGAUUUACCGGUGGAUUUGAAAAAUUCAGAGGACUUAUUUAAAUACACCAAGAAUUCCAUGGAUAUUAAGGAUACUGAUAAAAGUUACGAGUCCAUAGAGUUGAUCAACUCAAGCUUCAAAAAAUUGAGCAUGGCUGCUACGCAAUCAAUGGCUCAUAAAAGAGGUGUUUCAAGUAUUGACCCCAGCCUGUCAGAUUCUGCUGCGUUAAAUAACGACUAUAUGCAAACUGUUUCCUUCCUAGUGAACAGUAACUGGUUAACAGAAAUGCUCUCUAUGCUAAACUUCAAUAAAGAUGGUAUUUUUGACACAUCAUUGCAGAACGCAAAGAAAGUGUUUGAUGCCGAAAAAGAAUCCUAUGCUUCUUUCCUGCUCCGCGAUACUAUGCCCAAGCUAACAGCUUUUGUUUAUGGAGUGAGUAACAUCAUUGAAAACACAAAUAAUGUGAACGUAACCAACCCAUCAAGAUGGGCUGCAUACAGCAAGCAGAACCUAGAGAACAUUCUUUUAGCAUACUCGUCCCAAGAAAUUGAGACGUUGGUGAAAAGGUUGCAUACACACAUGGCAAACGAUUUCGGCUACCAUCAAGACGAUGCCAUAAAUAACGUGUUGUGUGACAAGUUGUGGUCGUGCAUCCAAGGUCAAACCGUUUCAUUAUAUCUGAAAUUAUACACUGUCAUUGAUAAACACUACAAGGGAACAAAUAUCCGUUUCACAAAGAACGAUAUCAUCAGUGCGUUCGAAGAAUACAAGAGUGCUUGGAACUUAUGA